AUGAAAAAUUUGAUUUUAGCUUUGUGUGUAAGCUUCACAUUAGGACUUGAAUUCGAUCGUCCAUGUCGUACAGAUGUUUCAGCCAAGGAAAACUUCUCACCAGCUUUCUACACCGGAAUCUGGUUCGAACUUUACAACAGUCUUGAACAAGGAUUCGCAGAAUGCAUUGACCAUCAUUAUACACGUAGAGGAUUACAACAAGUUUUCGAUGUUGAAAGAACUGGCAUUAAUAAUGGAACAAGAUUGAGAGAAACUGCAGUCGUCCGUGUUGUAAACCCAGAAGAGACUCCAAUGAGAGCCAUUUUACAAGGAACAGUCAACCGUAUCAAUGGAGAAAUCAUUACUUACAACUACAGAAUCCAUGCUACUGAUUACACAAACUAUGCCAUCGUUUGGUCUUGCGUUGAUCUCGAGAACAACAGAUCACGCGAAGAAGGUUCAAUUGUUGGACGUUCUACACAAUUGACACCAGCAGUUUAUGCUAAAGUUGAUGCUCUUCUUUUAGAAAUUGGAUUGAACAGAGAAGAUUUCAGAUUCAUUGAUCAUUCUCCUGAAGCUCAUUAUCGACAUUUCAUUAAAAUGAUAUUUGGAUAUUAUUUGAUACUAUUGUUCAUCCUUAAUGGAUUGAAUGCAUUAGAUUUAAAUCCCACAUCAAAAAACUUGACAGUUCCUGAAAACUUAGAAGACUUUUUGUCAAAGUAUGUUAAAAAAGAAAAAAGCCAAUCAAAAACACCAAAAUUGCAAAUCUCGAGUGGACGUAGAGCUUACGAUACACAAUUUCCAUAUGUUGCUGAUUUGAUAAUUGUUGAUGGUGCAACUGGAGCGAGAACCCUUUGUUCAGCCUCUUUGAUUGCAACAAACUGGUUGUUGACUGCAAAAAACUGCAUACCCUCGAAUAUCAAAAGCAUUCUUGCAAUAUUUGGAUCAGCAGACAGACAAAGUUCCACAAAAACUAGAAUUUUUGUAAAUCAUGUUAGUUUUGCGGGCGCACCAGAUGUAGCACUUCUUCGUCUUGAAAAAAGUGUUACAUUAAGUAGCACAAUUAAAUUAAUUCGACUUCCUGGUAUACCGAAAGAAAAUUUUGGAUAUGAUUUAUAUGACAUAACUGCCAUUGGUUGGGGAGCUACUUCAAGUGGAGUUUCACGUUAUUUACAGUUUGCUAAUUUCAAAAUACUUCCAAAAAUUAGAUGCAAUUUCAGUCCACAUACAUUCUGCUCGUUUUCAUAUAAUGGAGGAUCAUCAUUAAAGGCUGGCGAUUUCGGUGGUCCUGCAGUUAUAAUUGACUCUGAUGGGAUUGAGACUUUAGUUGGAAUAAAUGCUGCAACUUCUGCAACGAACGAAGGAGUUUAUCAAAUAAUGACAAGAGUUUCAAGCUUACUUCGAUGGAUUCAAUUAACGACUGGAGUCGUUUACCAACCAGAUAGUAUGGUGGUUCCAAAGGGAUAUCAAUCAAAUUGUAUAUCUCCUGGAUCAUCAUUAUUUUCUGCAAGUGGCUGUUACGGUUUGCUUUUCCAAACUGAUGGAAAUGUUGUAAUUUACUCGAAAGCUAAAGCAGUAAUUUGGGCUACGAAUACAAGUGGCAAGAAAGCCACUAAUUUCUGCAUUCAGUCAGAUGGAAAUCUUGUCUUGUACAAUGGCCUUACUCCUGUUUGGAAUUCAAGAACAAAUAUGUAUCCUGGUGCAUAUGCAAAACUUCAAGCUGAUGCAAGUUUGGCAAUUUUUAAAGCUGGAACUACAACAUCACCAGUUUGGAGAUCUAAGGCUUUGACAACCUUUCCCAACCAAUGUUAA
Molecule: messenger RNA, 1791 nt
Organism: Chironomus riparius
Lineage: Eukaryota; Metazoa; Arthropoda; Insecta; Diptera; Chironomidae
Source: the annotation of a GenBank genome assembly